Molecule: messenger RNA, 600 nt
Organism: Phodopus roborovskii (desert hamster)
Lineage: Eukaryota; Metazoa; Chordata; Mammalia; Rodentia; Cricetidae
Product: C-type lectin domain family 2 member F
Exons: 5
Coding region: 1-531 (176 amino acids)
Cellular component (GO): external side of plasma membrane
Source: RefSeq, a predicted model, not a curated record
AUGUGGAUUGAGAUUUUAGUGCAAAAAGAUGGGAAGAAACUGCUGACCCUCUGGACCCUGCUAUGUGGUGGUGUUAUUGUUCUCCUUUGGGGCUUUUUCAGUUUUCCCAGAAGAUUUGGAGCCACCAGAAUCAUCAGAAAUAAGACGUGCGAAGAUGAAGCAAAGAUAUGCAUGAAUUCUUGGCAUAAAAUUAAUAAGAACUGCUUCUUUCUUUUUCAACAUAAAAAUGCAUGGCUCUCUGCACAGGAGAACUGUCAACGCUAUGAAGCAAACCUGGCUAAGUUCGACACCAAGAUGGAACUGGAAGCUUUGAUGAGCCACGUGGAGACACUACGAUCUUCAUUUUGGAUUGGACUGAACAGACGAAAUUUUCGCAAAUUCUGGGUCUGGGCAGAUGAAAGUAUAUACAAUAACUUGAAGAAAGUCCAAGAUCACGGUGAUUGCGCCUUCUUACAUAAAAAUGGUAUAGACAGUACCAAUUGUGAUGACCUAAGAGAUUAUAUUUGUAGCAAAGUAGGCCAGUGCCCUUGAAGAAGUCUUCCAUCCAAAAGAAAAUGAAGAUCAGUAUCUUGUUUUAUGCAUGUUAUACCGACGGUGAUG